Molecule: messenger RNA, 1700 nt
Organism: Musa acuminata AAA Group (dessert banana)
Lineage: Eukaryota; Viridiplantae; Streptophyta; Magnoliopsida; Zingiberales; Musaceae
Product: actin-66
Exons: 5
Coding region: 139-1269 (376 amino acids)
Source: RefSeq, a predicted model, not a curated record
GUCAAGCCUCUGUAAAGGGGGGUGCAAAGCAUAAACUGGCUGCUCUUCUUGCAAGAUUGCUUCAUCUUUUGUUGGAGAACCAACAUUAGAUCCCUCUUCUUUAUGGAUGAUGGGAUAGAACUAGCAGAUUUAUAGAAAAUGGCCGAUGAGGAUAUCCAACCUCUUGUUUGUGACAAUGGAACCGGCAUGGUCAAGGCCGGAUUUGCUGGUGAUGAUGCACCCAGAGCAGUGUUUCCCAGUAUUGUUGGCAGACCUCGCCACACUGGUGUUAUGGUUGGGAUGGGCCAAAAAGAUGCUUAUGUUGGUGAUGAGGCCCAGUCCAAACGAGGUAUCCUCACGUUGAAGUAUCCAAUCGAGCAUGGAAUUGUCAGCAACUGGGAUGACAUGGAAAAGAUUUGGCAUCAUACCUUCUAUAAUGAGCUCCGUGUAGCUCCUGAAGAGCAUCCGAUACUUCUGACUGAAGCUCCUCUGAAUCCCAAGGCAAAUAGAGAGAAAAUGACCCAAAUCAUGUUUGAAACUUUUAAUGUGCCUGCAAUGUAUGUUGCAAUUCAGGCAGUCCUUUCCCUCUAUGCUAGUGGCCGUACCACUGGUAUUGUGCUCGACUCUGGUGAUGGCGUCAGUCAUACUGUUCCGAUUUAUGAAGGAUAUGCACUACCUCAUGCCAUUCUCCGUUUGGAUCUUGCUGGUCGUGAUCUCACAGAUGCCCUCAUGAAGAUCCUUACCGAGAGAGGUUAUUCAUUCACCACAACUGCAGAACGGGAAAUUGUGAGGGACAUAAAGGAGAAGCUUGCAUAUGUUGCUCUCGAUUAUGAACAGGAGCUGGAGACUGCCAAGACUAGCUCUUCUGUGGAGAAGAGCUAUGAACUCCCGGAUGGGCAGGUCAUUACUAUUGGUGCUGAGAGAUUUAGGUGCCCAGAGGUCCUCUUCCAGCCAUCAUUGAUUGGCAUGGAAGCUGCUGGAAUCCAUGAGACCACAUAUAACUCCAUUAUGAAAUGUGAUGUCGAUAUCAGGAAAGAUUUGUAUGGGAACAUUGUGCUCAGUGGUGGAUCAACCAUGUUCCCUGGUAUUGGCGAUCGUAUGAGCAAGGAGAUUACUGCUCUUGCCCCAAGCAGCAUGAAGAUUAAGGUGGUUGCCCCACCUGAACGUAAAUAUAGUGUCUGGAUCGGAGGAUCCAUCCUUGCCUCUCUUAGCACUUUCCAACAGAUGUGGAUUUCAAAGGGAGAGUAUGAGGAGUCUGGCCCAGCAAUUGUCCACCGGAAAUGCUUCUGAGCUUGCGUGCUUUUACUACUUGCCUGUUCUGUAGGCAGACUUUAGGUUCUAGUCAUGGCUUUUCCUUGGGUUGGUAGGUUUGCUUAAGGUCGUAAGCUUUGCUUGUGGGAUGCCUGACUGCUUUGAGUUUGGGCUAACAAAAGCCCUUUUUGUCGCAUACAUGAUGGUAGUGAGCAAAGGCACCAUCAGUAUCUGCACCUGGUUCACCUGGAUUUUCCACCUUUCGGCACACUCUAGACCCCAUUUACUUGUAGCUUUUGGUUCUCUUUCUAGUUUGGUCUUAAGGUGGACACCAGUUCAACGCCUGUGGCUUGGUUUGUGGUGGUUUUUCUUCAUUUUACUUUGGGGUAUUAUAUGGUGCCCUUUCUUUCGAAAAUUAUUGUAUGAUGAUUUUAUAAUCCUAAGCUUGUCGUUGAGAGGGGACUUUUGCA